GACUGCGAGAACGGGGAAGAAGCAGAGGACCAGAAAACACACUCGAGUUCGAGCAAUCAGAAAGCAUGUUAUUGUUGCCAUGGGUUACUUGAGCAGCGAACUCUCCUGUGGAGAUUGUGGACAGCCAAGCAAGUCUCUGUUAGAGUUGGUCUUCCAUUACACUGAACAUAGUGCAGAUGAUAUGUUCAGCUGUCAACUGUGUGCCAGAAGAUUUAAGAAGCAGGGCGGACUGUUGCGACACUACUCCAAUCACCACAAGAUUCGCAAACCGCAGCCCCAGCUGAUAAAAGAGGAAAAUUCCAGCACCGAUGUUCAGGUCAGCAGAACGAUUCAGUAUACUGAGCCACCUCGCAUUGCCACAGAAAGACAGAGGAGCAAGGAGCAAGGUGACGGCGACGUCUCAACGAUGCAUGUCGAGAUAAUCAACAUCUCUGAAGAGCGCCACCUAGUGGAAAAGAAUGCAGAGCCAACGCCGCUGCCGCCGCCGCCGCCGCCUGAUUUCUGGCUGUAUCGCAAAGAGCAGCGGAUCAACGGCCGCAAGUUCAACUACAUCGUAACGACGCUCUCUUGUUCAUUCUGCAGUUUCACGACGUGCACAGCGAAGCUGAUUGGCCAGCACCUGCGCACGCUGCACGGUGGCGCCCCCACACCGCUCCGCUGCAUCGACUGCGAGGAUCGCUUCGUCGACGCGGACGCUCUGCGGGUGCACAUCACGCGCAGCCACGAGUCGACGGCUGCCACGCUGCUGCAGCUGCGCCACCUGCUGGGCAACGAUAAGCGCGCGCACAGGGGUCGCCGGCGUCACCACAAGGGCCCCGUCGCGUGCGACGUGUGCGGCAGGGUGUUCCCCUGCCGGCAGUACCUCACCAAGCACGCUGCCAUCCACAGCACGGAGCUGCGGCACCCGUGCGCGGACUGCGGCAAGCGGUUCUCGACGCGCGCGAACCUGGCGCAGCAUCGCCGCGGGCACGCGCGCGACGCCACCUACCGCUGCACGCAGUGCGACUUUGCGUCAUCGCUGCAGCUCGCAGCACAGGCUCACCGACAGGUGCAUCCGCAGGGAUGCAUGCUCUGCGAGGUGUGCGGCGUCGCGUACAAGGACCGGUCGACGCUCGGCAAGCACAUGCAGGUGCACGACCCAGCGCGGCCGUUCCCGUGCGUCUACGCCGACUGCACGCUGCGCUUCAAGUCGGAGGUGAUGUGCCGCGCGCACGUGCGCGGGCACACGGCCACGGGACGCUUCAGCUGUGGCUACUGCGGCUAUGCGUUCAACCACAAGCACCACCUGACGCGGCACCUGACGCGCAUCCACGGCGUGGACGCACGCGAUCCGGCGAACAACGCCGCCGUCGUCUGCAACGACAUGGCGACGGACGUUGCCGCGGUGACGGACUCGAACACGCCGAUUGCAUACGAGACAGAGCUCUCGGCGCUCAGCAUGGGACUGCUGCCGAAUGCCGAGCCUAACCCGAUCUACACCACCGAGGAGGAACCAACGUAA
Molecule: messenger RNA, 1501 nt
Organism: Priapulus caudatus
Lineage: Eukaryota; Metazoa; Priapulida; Priapulimorpha; Priapulimorphida; Priapulidae
Product: zinc finger protein 557-like
Exons: 4
Coding region: 80-1501 (473 amino acids)
Biological process (GO): regulation of transcription by RNA polymerase II
Cellular component (GO): chromosome
Molecular function (GO): chromatin insulator sequence binding
Source: RefSeq, a predicted model, not a curated record